CAAAAUGGCGCCAACGUCCAUGAUCCCGCGCCACUCCGUCGAGUACACACCAACAUACCAGCGCUUUGUGCUGAAGCAAAAGUCGUACGCACAGCAGUUCUCGCACAUCUACGUGAGUCGGUUGCAGCAGCUACGCGAUGUGGUGAGUGUCCAGGUCCAGGAGCACACGGCCGGCCAAAUCCCGGUGUUGGCCAAGGUCAUUGAUCUCAAGGCCGACGGCCAAGAGUGUGUACUCAUCGGCACGCUGCUCAAGGUGUUGGAGGCCAAGCCAGACCUAUUCGACGCGCUUACGAGUGAGUCGGGCGUUAAUCCCAUCGAAACAAUCGAUCGGCCACUGGCCACCAAGGAGGACGAGCUAUUACUCGAGGAUGAGAGUGGCCGAGUACAGCUAGUAGGCAACAUCGACGUGGCCAGAAUUGUCACGGGCGUAGUACUUGGUGUCCGUGGCCGUGUGGCCCGCGACGGGCCAGGUGGCCACUUCCACGUUGAGGAGGUAUAUCUACCGUCGUUCCCGCCUCAGCAUCCCUUGCCAGAACGACAGGAGAGUGAGUACGUGGCCCUGGUUUCGGGCCUAAACAUCGGUCGCAACAAAGACAGCCGGCCGCUACGGAAUCACGUCCUGGUGGACUAUUUGGCCGGCCGACUGGGCGAUGAAAAGGAGCGAGAAUUUGUGUCAAAAAUUGUCAGAACCAUCGUGGUAGGCAACGUAAUUGAAGCCUCUGGUAGUGACGAAGUUCAGGUACCGACGAUUAUACGCAAGACGGCCGAGGAGUUGGCCCUGGAGGGCGAACCAUUGAAGAACGCUGACGAGCUGGUGUCGACGUUGGCCGCGGCCAUGUGCGUGGAUCUCAUGCCCGGAGCGUCGGACCCCAGUAACUACACGCUGCCCCAGCAAAGUUUCCAUCCGUGUUUGUUCCCGCGCAGCUCGCACUUCAAGUCGUUCCGAUGUGUCACGAACCCAUAUGAGGCUCAGGUUGGUGGCGUUCAGCUGUUCGGAGAUGCUGGCCAGCCUCUGCAUAGUAUGCUUCAGUGCACACUUCCCAAGAGUGAUGACGAAGACGAGAAUAUGGCAACAGAGGAAGAGAAAGAACAGCAAGAACAGGAGCGUGCACUAGACUACCUUCAGCGGUGUGUUGAGUGGCGUCACGCAGCUCCUACUGCUCCCGACAUCUUGGCCUGCUUCCCCAUGGCCAACGAGGACCCGUUCAUCCUUGAAACCUGCCCGCAUGUGUAUUUUUCAGGCAACCAGCCGCGAUUCAGCACACGUCUCGUUAAAGGUAUGAUAAUUACUGUAAUUGCAUGCGCUAACUAAUCUCUAACUUUAAUUGUUUUGAACAGGAGGUAAAGAUCAGCAAGUUCGACUUAUUACGGUGCCUUCAUUCUCCGAGACGUCUACUAUCGUUAUCGUAGACCUCAAAGAUCUCUCUUGCUUUCCCAUUACCAUUGGGGCAUGAACGAUAGAAAACACCUUAACGAGACUGUAAGUUGCCAAUGAGCUAGGACCUGAAUAAAACUUACGAGGUGUAAGAAACUGAAUAAAACUUACGAGGUGUAGGAAACACUUGACGUGCCAC
Phytophthora nicotianae INRA-310 is the source of this 1574-nucleotide messenger RNA. RefSeq lists its product as hypothetical. Gene Ontology annotation, biological process: DNA strand elongation involved in DNA replication; DNA replication. NCBI's taxonomy places the organism in Eukaryota, Oomycota, Peronosporomycetes, Peronosporales, Peronosporaceae. Bases 5 to 1312 code for a protein of 435 amino acids. Gene Ontology annotation, cellular component: delta DNA polymerase complex. The transcript is spliced from 2 exons. The record is from RefSeq and is a predicted model, not a curated record. Gene Ontology annotation, molecular function: DNA binding.